Messenger RNA from Protopolystoma xenopodis, 351 nucleotides. Lineage: Eukaryota; Metazoa; Platyhelminthes; Monogenea; Polystomatidea; Polystomatidae. The record is from the annotation of a GenBank genome assembly.
GGAGACAGUUCUAUUCGCUUUUUUGAAUACAACAUCGAUGAAGGGAAUGUCUACUACCUCAGUCGAUUGGAUAGCUCAAGCCCACAAAGGGGCAUCGGUUUCAUGCCGAAACGCGGUUUGAAUUUGAAUUCUAACGAGAUUGCACGAUUCUAUAAACUGCACAAUGAAAACUGGGUCGAAGUGAUCCCGUUUAUCGUACCUCGACGAUCCGGCCUAUUUCAGGAUGACUUAUAUCCGGAUGCUGUUAGUACCACCCCAGCCAUGACGGCUGAAGAAUGGUUUGAAGGAAAAGAUGCUGAUCCUAUACUCGUAUGUUAUCCAUUAUAUAAAGGUUUUUUUAAUGAUUAUUAG